AUGUUGGAAAAAUUAGUCAACGCGGUGACGAUCCGGAACGAAACGGUCCGACAGGGCUUGGCGGAAGCUCUGGGGACCUUCCUCUUGAUGAGUUUUGGCCUUGGCUCCGUGGCACAAGUCGAGUUGGGAAAGAAAAGUUUUGGAGACUACCUGAGCAUCAACCUUGGGUUUGGGUUUGGUGUCAUGUUGGGAGUCCAUGCAGCUGGUGGAAUCUCAGGUGCUCACAUGAACGCGUCCAUCAGUUUCGCCAACUGUGUGGUAGGAAAUCUACUCUGGCGCAAACUCCCGGCAUACGUGAUUGGCCAGUUCUUUGGAUCCUUCGCCGCGUCGGCUGUUAUUUUUGCUUUAUAUUAUGGCAACUGCUGGUGGUGGGUGCCGCUGGUGGCCCCAACCCUUGGAUGCCUUGUUGGGAUGUUCAUCUACAACAUCCUGAUAGACUUCCACAAUCGCUCUCCCUCAGAUCCAGAACCUUCAAAGCAAGACCUGGAGGCCGAGUUGACGUCUCCCAUGUGA
Molecule: messenger RNA, 513 nt
Organism: Protobothrops mucrosquamatus (brown spotted pit viper)
Lineage: Eukaryota; Metazoa; Chordata; Lepidosauria; Squamata; Viperidae
Product: aquaporin-7
Exons: 4
Coding region: 1-513 (170 amino acids)
Biological process (GO): water transport; glycerol transmembrane transport
Cellular component (GO): plasma membrane; basolateral plasma membrane
Molecular function (GO): glycerol channel activity; water channel activity; urea transmembrane transporter activity
Source: RefSeq, a predicted model, not a curated record